AUGGACUCCUUUCCGUCUCUAGGUCUAGCAGCAGAGGAGACUCUACUCGGAUCUGGGGAAAAUGUUGGAAAACGAGACGAAACAACACCACUUCUCGUCCAUUGCACAGAUAUGACGAAACCCGAGACGAAAUGGGAACCUGGUCCUGGAUUUAUUGGGAUAGAGAUCGCCAUCUUCGCGAAUGUAUUCCUCUCUGGCUUUGAUGGAACGAUCACCGCCUCAACCUACGCCGUAAUCGGGUCCGAAUUCAACGCUGUAAACACGAUAUCAUGGCUAACGACAUCAUACCUGAUCACCAGCACCGCAUUUCAACCCCUCUACGGUCGAUUCUCCGAUAUAUUAGGCCGUCGGACAUGCUUCUUCACAGCGACAGUGACGUUUCUGCUGGGAUGCUUGGGAUGCGCCUUUGCACCAGAUAUAAUCACAUUGAACUUGAUGAGAGCUCUUACGGGACUUGGGGGAGGCGGACUUAUGACGAUGGCUACAAUCAUCAACUCCGACAUGAUCCCAUUCCAGGAACGAGGAAUGUAUCAGGCAUGUCAGAAUGUGUUGCACGGGUUUGGUUCGAUCUGUGGAGCAUCGCUUGGAGGACUGAUUGCGGACCACAUCGGCUGGCGUUGGUGUUUUCUGUGUCAGGUGCCUAUUUCGCUAUUCGCGUUCGGUGUUGGGCAUUUUGUCAUCAAGAAUGACGAGACCAAGAUCACGACUGAUGAGGAAGACCCGGAUUUUGUAAAACCGGCGUCGAAAUGGGAACAGAUCGAUCUGAUCGGAGCAAUCUUGCUAGUCCUUGGUCUAUCUGCUCAACUAGCGGCCAUGAGUAUGGGCGGAAACAACUAUCCGUGGAGCGAUAUCCGAGUCAUCGUGGCCAUGAUCUUGAGUCUGGCCUUACUUGUGGUCUUUGUGCUAGUUGAGAUAAGGACAAAAGCCGUCCCAGUAAUGCCAAUGUCAAUGUUACGAGGGACACUGGUCGUCUCCAAUCUGAUCAGCAACGUGAGUGUCGGAAUGGCAGCGUAUUCGUUUUUAUUCAUUAUCCCUCUUUUCUUCCAAGUCGUACUUCAGGACAAUCCCUCUGAAGCCGGUAUGCGUCUUGUGAUACCCUCUCUCGCCACUCCAGCGGGUGGUCUUGUCUCCGGUAUCAUCAUGUCGAGAUGGGGCCGUCUCAGUGAACUUGUCCGAACCGGCUGCCUCUUAAUGACGGUUGGCAAUGGUCUUGUGGCGUCACUGAAGAAUCAAGAUGCGUCUUGGAAAUACCUUGUCUAUCUUUUUCCAGCAAAUUUUGGUCAAGGCAUGUCGUAUCCAGCUAUUCUCUUUACAUUUUUGGCGGCUUUCGACCACAGCCAGCAAGCUGUCUCUACAUCAAUGGUCUACCUGUUCCGAUCUAUGGGGACAGUUUGGGGAGUUGCCGCAUCUUCGACUCUGCUACAAAACAUUCUUGCAAAGCAACUUCCAUCAGCAUUGUCAGGGACUCCAAACAAAGAUCAACUCAUCGAUAAGAUUCGUCACUCUGUCACAGUCCUCCAGACUCUACCACCAGAAGUCCAGUCGGCAGCACGACAUGUUUACUAUGACGCCCUACAAUAUGCUUUCAUUGCCAAUACUGUUGUUGCAGCGAUUGGAUUGGGAUCAGCAUUCUUUGCUCGCGGGAAGAGUUUGAAUCGUGGCUCAACUUCUCCUUGA
Molecule: messenger RNA, 1677 nt
Organism: Rhinocladiella mackenziei CBS 650.93
Lineage: Eukaryota; Fungi; Ascomycota; Eurotiomycetes; Chaetothyriales; Herpotrichiellaceae
Exons: 5
Coding region: 1-1677 (558 amino acids)
Biological process (GO): basic amino acid transport; transmembrane transport
Cellular component (GO): fungal-type vacuole membrane
Molecular function (GO): basic amino acid transmembrane transporter activity
Source: RefSeq, a predicted model, not a curated record